Messenger RNA from Teleopsis dalmanni, 762 nucleotides. RefSeq lists its product as uncharacterized. NCBI's taxonomy places the organism in Eukaryota, Metazoa, Arthropoda, Insecta, Diptera, Diopsidae. The transcript has a single exon. Gene Ontology annotation, molecular function: nucleic acid binding. The record is from RefSeq and is a predicted model, not a curated record. Bases 1 to 762 code for a protein of 253 amino acids. Gene Ontology annotation, biological process: DNA integration.
AUGGCGACAUUACCAAAGACUCGAGUCACUUUAUCUCCACCAUUUGCAAGAUCUGGCUUAGACUAUUGCGGUCCAUUCAACAUACGAAUUGGCUCCAAGGCUGUACAAACUGUACGGAGGGCUUACGUGGCAAUCUUUGGGUGCAUGGUGACCAAGACAGUGCACAUCGAAUUGGCUGAAGAUCUCACUUCUGAGGCAUUCAUAAACGCAUACACCUGUUUCGUAAACCGGCGUGGUCCAUGUAACCACUUAUACAGUGACAAUGGCACUACAUUCAUUGCCGCAGAUUGUUUAAUGGCUGCUGACUUACAGGUUUGGCAUAAUGAAUAUUCUCAACAGCAAUUGACCAAUCGAGGCACAAAAUGGCAUUUUCUACCACCUGGCGCACCACAUCAAGGCGGUCUAUGGGAAACUGCCGUUAAGUCAGCAAAGAAAUACUUAUCACGCAUUGUUGGCACUCAUUCAAUUUACUAUGAUCAGCUACAUACUCUACUUGUGCACGUCGAGGCUUCCUUGAGCUCACGUCCGCUCAUACCAUUGCAUGACACUUGUGACGAUAAGAUGGCUCUAUCACCUGCAGAUUUCCUAAUCGGAAGAUCUCUACUGGUAGUACCAGAUGAACCUAUUGGCAAGGUACCUAGCAACAAAUUGUCAUACUGGCGACAAUGCAGCAGCAUUUUUGGCGACAAUGGCACGAUGAACAUCUUUCAACUUUGCAACCACGUUCCAAAUGGCAUCAGAAUGGUUAUCACAUCAACAUAG